AGUGAACAUUCGACGACCAUCACGACAACCACCGACCACCACGAGCACCGCCAACCGCAAAGAUGGGUGCCCUUAAAUACGUCGAGGAGAUCCACAAGAAGAAGCAGUCUGAUGUGCUGCGCUUCCUUCUUCGUGUGCGCUGCUGGGAGCUCCGUCAGUUGAACGUGAUCCACCGCGCCUCCCGGCCUUCGCGCCCCGACAAGGCCCGCCGCCUCGGAUACAAGGCCAAGCAGGGCUAUGUCAUCUACCGCAUCCGUGUCCGCCGUGGUGGUCGCAAGCGGCCCGUUCCCAAGGGUGCCACCUAUGGCAAGCCCACCAACAUGGGUGUCAACCAGCUCAAGUACCAGCGCUCUCUCCGCGCUACUGCCGAGGAGCGUGUCGGCCGCAAGUGCGCCAACUUGCGUGUCCUGAACUCCUACUGGAUCAACCAGGACUCCACCUACAAGUACUUUGAGGUCAUCCUCGUCGACCCCCAGCACAAGGCCAUCCGCCGCGACGCCCGCAUCAACUGGAUCGCCAAGCCCGUCCACAAGCACCGCGAGGCCCGUGGUCUCACCGCUACUGGCAAGAAGUCGCGUGGUAUCAACAAGGGUCACCUGUACAACAACACCUCUGGCGGCCGCAGAAAGACCUGGAAGAGACAGAACACCCUUUCUCUCUGGAGAUACCGGUAAACGGUUCGAUAACCGUUUCCUCGGUAGAGGGAAAGACACUAUCCAUUCCCACCAGGGAUGGCUU
Molecule: messenger RNA, 738 nt
Organism: Xylona heveae TC161
Lineage: Eukaryota; Fungi; Ascomycota; Xylonomycetes; Xylonales; Xylonaceae
Product: ribosomal protein L15e
Exons: 4
Coding region: 63-674 (203 amino acids)
Biological process (GO): cytoplasmic translation
Cellular component (GO): cytosolic large ribosomal subunit; ribosome
Molecular function (GO): RNA binding; structural constituent of ribosome
Source: RefSeq, a predicted model, not a curated record